UGGGUCUGUUCUGUGUAAGGAAAAGUCAAAUUAGGGCAACUAGAGACCAAUAAUUGAGAUUCCAUAUGUGAAAUUUCCAUGAAAUAAUUGGAUUUGUAAUUAUUACAAGUCCAACAAUUUCAAAAUUACAGAUUCAUUGUUUACAAUUCCCACACAUAUCUAAUAUUGUUAAUAGUGAAUUCAACAUAUGGCUGAAGCUUUCAUUCAAGUUGUGCUAGACAAUCUCACUUCUUUCCUUAAAGGGGAACUUGUAUUGCUUUUCGGUUUUGAAAAUGAGUUCCAAAGGCUUUCAAGCAUCUUCUCUACAAUCCAAGCCGUCCUUGAAGAUGCUCAGGAGAAGCAACUCAAGGACAAGCCACUAGAAAAUUGGUUGCACAAACUCAAUGCUGCUACAUAUGAAGUCGAUGACAUCUUGGAUGAAUAUAAAACUAAGGCCACACGAUUCUUGCAGUCUGAAUAUGGUCGUUAUCAUCCGAAAGCUAUCCCGUUCCGUCAUAAGGUCGGGAAAAGGAUGGACCAAGUGAUGAAAAAACUAGAUGCAAUUGCUGAGGAAAGAAAGAAUUUUCAUUUGCAAGAAAAGAUUAUAGAGAGACAAGCUGCUAGACGAGAAACAGGUUCUAUAUUAACUGAACAACAAGUUUAUGGAAGGGACAAAGAAGAAGAUGAGGUAGUGAAAAUCCUGAUAAACAAUGUUAGUGAUACCCAAGAACUUUCCGUCCUCCCAAUACUUGGUAUGGGGGGACUAGGAAAGACAACACUUGCCCAAAUGGUCUUCAAUAAUCAGAGAGUGACAGAGCAUUUCAAGCUAAAGAUAUGGGUUUGUGUCUCAGAUGAUUUUGAUGAGAAGAGGUUGAUUAAGGCAAUUGUAGAAUCUAUUGAAGGAAAGCCCCUGGGUGACAUGAACUUGGCUCCACUUCAAAAGAAGCUUCAGGAGUUGUUGAACGGAAAAAGAUACUUGCUUGUCUUAGAUGAUGUUUGGAAUGAAGAUCAAGAGAAGUGGGCUAAUUUAAGAGCAGUAUUGAAGGUUGGAGCAAGUGGUGCUUCUGUUCUAACCACUACUCGUCUUGAAAAGGUUGGAUCAAUUAUGGGAACUUUGCAAUCAUAUGAAUUGUCAAAUCUGUCUCAAGAAGAUUGUUGGUUGUUGUUCAUGCAACGUGCAUUUGGGCACCAAGAAGAAAUAAAUCCUAACCUUAUGGCUAUAGGAAAGGAGAUUGUGAAAAAAUGUGGUGGUGUGCCUCUAGCAGCCAAGACUCUUGGAGGUAUUUUGAGCUUCAAGAGAGAAGAAAGAGAAUGGGAACAUGUGAGAGAUAGCGAGAUUUGGAAUUUACCUCAAAAUGAAAGUUCUAUUCUGCCUGCCCUGAGACUUAGUUAUCAUCAUCUUCCAAUUGAUUUGAGACAAUGCUUUGUGUAUUGUGCGGUGUUCCCAAAGGACACCGAAAUGAAAAAGGAAACUCUAAUCGGUUUCUGGAUGGCACACGGUUUUCUUUUAUCAAAAGGAAACAUGGAGCUAGAGGAUGUGGGUAAUGAAGUAUGGAAAGAAUUAUACUUGAGGUCUUUCUUCCAAGAGAUUGAAGUUAUAUCUGGUGAAACUUAUUUCAAAAUGCAUGAUCUCAUUCAUGAUUUGGCUACAUCUCUGUUUUCGGCAAACACAUCAAGCAGCAAUAUCCGUGAAAUAAGACCGAAAGAUUAUACACAUAUGAUGCCCAUUGGUUUUGCUAAAGUGGUGUCUUCUUACUCUCCUUCACUCUUGAAACAGUUUGUCUCGUUAAGGGUGCUUAAUCUAAGUUACUUAGAACUUGAACAGUUACCUUCUUCCAUUGGAGAUCUUAUACAUUUAAGAUACUUGAACCUGUCUGGCAAUAGGAUGCGUAGUCUUCCAAAGCAGUUAUGCAAGCUUCAAAAUCUGCAGACUCUUGAUCUACGUAAUUGCCAGUCACUUUCUUGUUUGCCAAAACAAACAAGUAAACUUGGUAGUCUCCGAAAUCUUUUAAUUGAUCAUUGUUAUAAAUUGAUUCCCCGGACCCCGCGCAUACCGAAAUAUUUUCUGCACCGUUAUUGUUAUAAAUUGACUUGUAUGCCACCAAGGAUUGGAUCCUUGACAUGCCUUAAGACUCUAGAUUGCUUUGUUGUGGGAAGGAGGAAAUGUUCUCAACUUGGUGAACUACGAAAUCUGAAUCUCUAUGGCUCAAUUUCAAUCGAACACCUUGAGAGAGUGAAGAAUGAUAUGGAUGCAAAAGAAGCCAAUUUAUCUGCCAAAGCAAAUCUGCACUCUUUAAGCUUGAGUUGGGAUAAAUAUGGACCACAUAGAUAUGAAUCAGAAGAAGUUAAAGUGCUUGAAGCCCUCAAACCACACCCCAAUAUUCUGAUUUUUUUAGAGAUCAGUGGCUUCAUAGGAUUCCGUCUCCCAGACUGGAUUAAUCACUCAGUUUUGGAAAAUGUCGUAUCUAUUACAAUUGAUGGUUGCAAAAACUGCUCGUGCUUACCAGCCUUUGGUGAGCUGCCUUGUCUAGAAAGUCUAAAUUUACACCAGGGGUCUAUGGAGGUGGAGUAUAUUGAAGAGGAUGAUGUUUAUUCUGGAAGAAUAAGGUUUCCAUCUCUGAGAAAACUUUCUAUAGCCGAUUUUUUUAAUCUGAAAGGAUUGGUGAAAAAGGAAGGAGAAGAGCAAUUCCCUGUGCUUGAAGAGAUGACGAUUGAUAACUGCCCUAUGUUUGUUUUUCCGACCCAUUCUUCUGUCAAGAAAUUGAAUGUUAGGGGGGAUGCAACAGGUUUGAGCUCCAUAUCUAAUCUUAGCACUCUUACUUUCCUCUGCAUUAGCAAUAACAAAGAAGCUACUUCACUCCCAGAAGAGAUGUUCAAAAGCCUUGCAAAUCUCGAAGACUUGGAAAUCUUUAACGUCAAGAAUCUCAAAGAGCUUCCUAACAGCCUGGCUAGUCUCAAUGCUUUGAAGCAUCUGGAAAUUCAACGGUGUGGUGCACUAGAGAGUCUCCCCGAGGAAGGGGUGAAAGGUUUAACUUCACUCACGACGUUGACUAUUUCUGACUGUGAGAUGCUAAAAUGUUUACCCGACGGAUUGCAGCACCUAACAGCCCUCACAAGUUUAAGAGUUAGUCGCAGUCCAACACUAGAAAAGCGGUGUGAGAAGGGAAUAGGAGAAGACUGGCACAAAAUUGCUCACAUUCCUAAUCUGUAUAUAAAGUGAGUUUCUCUGCUUGUGUCUCUCAUUGGAUGUAAUUUUCUCAUUUUCUUUUGGAAACAUCUCAACGAUUUCUAAGAUCCUUUUGUAUUAUAAGUACUUGUUAAUGCUGUAAUUAUUGGCUAACAGUUGUUGAUUACUACUUUCUGGAUCAUGGAAAAGACAUCAAAUAGAACUAUUCAUGUUGUUGUUUAUAUAUU
Molecule: messenger RNA, 3393 nt
Organism: Solanum dulcamara
Lineage: Eukaryota; Viridiplantae; Streptophyta; Magnoliopsida; Solanales; Solanaceae
Product: putative disease resistance protein RGA1
Exons: 2
Coding region: 188-3199 (1003 amino acids)
Biological process (GO): defense response to other organism
Molecular function (GO): protein binding; ADP binding
Source: RefSeq, a predicted model, not a curated record